Messenger RNA from Suillus plorans, 1480 nucleotides. RefSeq lists its product as uncharacterized. The record is from RefSeq and is a predicted model, not a curated record. Lineage: Eukaryota; Fungi; Basidiomycota; Agaricomycetes; Boletales; Suillaceae. The coding region runs from base 50 to 1114 and encodes 354 amino acids. The transcript is spliced from 3 exons.
UUGUAUCGACCAGAAGAACACUGCUGAGGUUCAACGAUCAGUCAACUCCAUGUUUGUCUGGUAUCGCCACUCAACUCUUACGAUGGUUUACUUGUCGGAUGUCUCGCCUGCCGUAAAGUCGGGCGCACUGGCAAACAGUGUUUGGACCAAACGAGGAUGGACUGUUCAGGAGUUCCUGGCUCCUAACAUCAUUCUUAUCAUGAACGAGUUGGAGCGUUCAACAGGCAUAAAGGCGCUCGCACUCGGCACCUUUAAUCCAGGGAUGAAAGGUGCUCGAGAGAAAUUUCGAUGGGUGUCACGCCGUGUCACUUCGCUGCCGGAAGACAUUGCAUACUCAUUGUUUGGCAUUGUUGGUGUCCAACUGCCUGUACUCUACGGCGAGACGAAGGAAUGCGCGAUCGGUCGGCUCUUGCAAGAGAUUGUCGCUCAGUCGGGCGACAUUACUGUCCUGGACUGGGUUGGAAAACCAUCCAAGUUCAAUAGCUGUCUCCCAGCUGAAAUCGCCUCGUAUACCACUCCACCAUACACGCGACCGUCUCUAUCUGCAAAUGAGGUGCAAAAUUCUGUCUCCAGGCUGCAAAAGAUUGUGGCUGUGGAGUCAGCUUUGAAACUGUAUACCCUUUUUGACAGCCUCAGUGCGCCGCGUUUCGCGAACUCCAGACUACAUCUGCCUUGCAUUACAUUUGCUAUCACAGAAGUCAAAAAGAAGCGCGAUGAAGACCAGGCAACAUCAUUCACAUACAGAGUCAAAGCAGACGGGCUGCAAGACCUAUCAAUAGUCACAGGAGACGAGCUGGUUCAAUUCUCACCUGCACGGCCCACUCCGCAGGCAUUCUUGCUGGUCUGUCCGUGGAAUCGUCAUGAUUUCGGGCUGCCCGACUUUGCAAACGGUGCACAGAGCGUGAAAGAACAGGAGCAGGAUGACUUGGACUCCCGUUCACGAGCCUUGAGGUUGAUCGUUCGCCUUGGACAGCCUUUUAAUGCACUUUUGCUUGCGCAGCAGCGUGGUUCGGAGUACAAGAGAAUCGCGUCGGAUCGUAGUAUCACCGCAAAAAUCAAGAGCACGACUGCUGUUCAUGACAUGAUGGACGUCAAGAUGAUAGAAAUAUUGUAGCUGCAUUUUUGUGGAAGAACGGAGGCUGUGAAUUAGUUUCAUUUAUGCUUUGCAAUUCUCGCAGUGACUCCUGCUGGCUUUUGUGUACAUGUGUCGGGUUUACUGCGCGCGCGUCGUGCUAGCUAGUGAGCAUGUGCAUUGCUUUUUUUUGGUCCCUUCAGCCGAAGUAAUGCUUUUUACCAGCAAAUGUUAUCCUGAUUCCCCGCAAUUGGCAGAAGGUGGCAGUCACUGGCACUUCGAAAGCACUUAAAGUUGAAAGUUCUUACAAAAACUUCCGAGCUAAAUGCAACUUGAAAUAGACUGAACAUAUGUUCAACCGCCGAUCUCAAGAAUUCUGACGUCAGUGAAAACGGUGAACAACACCAG